GAGGAAUGGCAGUGGAUAUGGGUUAUAACGGUACGGUGCUGGUCGUGGAGGACGAAGGCGACGAAGCCGUCGAGAUACCGCUGGAGGAGGACGGUACACUGCUGCUAUCGACGUUGCAGGCCCAGUUCUACGGUGCGUGCGGUUUGAAAUAUCGCAACCCGGACAAUAAAGCCAUCCGGGGUGUGCGGCUGAGUGACAACAAGCUGCACCCGUUCUCGCCCGACUCGGGCUGGGGUGACCAUGUGUACAUAUGCGUGUUUCCGAAGGAAAACAAACGCAAAAGCGACGACAAGCUGGAAAAUUCAACACCCAAGACGAAGCGGAUCGAAAGCAGGAACCGCACGACGACGGACCUGAUCGUGCUGGGACUGCCGUGGAAGACGACCGAGGAAAGCCUUCGCGAGUAUUUCGAAACGUUCGGUGAUCUGCUGGUGGUGCAGAUAAAGAAAGAUUCCAAAACUGGCCAAUCGAAGGGUUACGGAUUUAUCCGGUUCGCCCGAUUCGAGAGCCAGAUGAAGGCGCUCUCGAAGCGGCACCUAAUCGACAGCCGUUGGUGUGACGUGAAGGUGCCUAGCAGUAAAGAUCAGACACAGCAUCAGAUGCCAAGCAAGAUAUUUUUAGGCCGCCUGACGGAGGAUAUCAAUUCGGACGAUAUCCGGGACUAUUUUAGCAAAUACGGUGAGGUGACGGACGUGUUCAUACCGAAACCAUUCCGGGCAUUCGCAUUCGUCACCUUUAUUGAUCCGCACGUAGCGCAGAGCCUGUGCGGUGAGGAUCAUCUGAUCAAGGGCACUUCGGUGUACGUGUCGACGGCGUCACCCCGGCCGGAACACGGUCGGCAUCACGGAAAAGGCCAGAUGGGGGGAAAUUUUUCCAACUACGAUGAGCGUGGCCGCGGGGGAGGAGGAGGAGUUGGUGGUGGAAGCGGCGGUAACGAGUAUCAUCGGGGUAGUGGUGGCGGGCAUGCGGUAGGUCCCCACGUUCCAGCACCGAACAAUAACUACCAUCAUGGUGGAGGAGGUGGUGGCGGCGGUGGUGGUGGUGGAAGUGACGGUGGUGGUGGACCCGCUGGGUACAACAAUCUGCAGUCGGGAAGUGGAGGUAGCCAACAGCAGCCUAUUUGGAACUACAACGAGUACACGGCACAGAAUCGACAAAACAACAGCAACAUUGAAUCGAUGCCGAACCUGCAAGCGCUCGGUAUCAAUUCGAGCGGUCCGAAUGGGCAGCGGGGAGGUGCCGUUGGUGGAGGGCUGCACGGUGGGCACAAUGCGGGGAUGGGAAACCAUCUGAGCGGUAGCGGUGGUGCCGGUGGAUCCGCUCCCGGUGGCACCGGUAACAAUGGGGCAGGGGUGAUUGGUGCCCACGGCGGACCGGCGGCUGGUAAUAUGAACUACUACCAGAUGCCAAUCAAUCCGGCAAUAAUAGCGGCCGCACUGAGCCAGUGGAGCAUAAUCGGUAACCAGAUGCACAACACCGCCCAGGGUGCGGGUGGCCCCGGUGGACCGGGUGGACCGGGUGCUCCCGGUCAGGCGAACGCGAAUGUCCCCGGUGGACCGGCCAGUGGACCACCGGGACCGAGUGGUGCGGCUGGUCCCGGACCAGGUCCAUCGGAACAGGAGUACCUGCCCUGGAACAGCACCGGUAAUGGGGCGCCAGGUGCUGGUGGGCCGGCUGGAAGGGUAGACCCGAACCGCCAGUAA
Anopheles maculipalpis is the source of this 1703-nucleotide messenger RNA. RefSeq names its product TAR DNA-binding protein 43-like. The transcript has a single exon. Gene Ontology annotation, biological process: regulation of gene expression. Gene Ontology annotation, cellular component: nucleoplasm. Gene Ontology annotation, molecular function: RNA binding. NCBI's taxonomy places the organism in Eukaryota, Metazoa, Arthropoda, Insecta, Diptera, Culicidae. The record is from RefSeq and is a predicted model, not a curated record. The coding region runs from base 6 to 1703 and encodes 565 amino acids.